AUGCAAAUGAAAAUCAGAAGAACAAAAAUACCAGCAAAAUCCAUUACUAUAACAGUUGAAAGAUUAUCAGAUAAUUCUCGUAUUACAUUCACUAUAUCAUCUGACAAAACAAUUGAACAGUUGCGUUCAUUAUUAAAUUAUCAUUUACCACCCUAUAUGCCAGAUAAGUUUUGUUUAUAUUCAUAUCAACGUGGCGCAUUGAUACAUUUUCAUCCGUCAUCAUUUAAAUUAGAUUAUUUUCCUGUUAUAUUUGAUCAAUCUAUUCUAUUACUUAAAAUGGACGAUCGAGCUGUUAAUAAUAUUAAUAUAGACGAUGAGAAAAAGUUCAAUGAAGAAAUUACUAAACGCAAAUUUUCGUUGUUAGGAAAUUUUUCGUCGUCGUCGAAUGCAAGAACGAAAGGUGUUAAAAAACAAUCUUCAUCCACGCAUGUUACUUGUUUAUCCAUAUUAAAACUAGUUUUUAAUCAAUCGUCUAAGCCGCCUGAUAUGAAUUUAGAGUAUUAA
Messenger RNA from Rotaria socialis, 504 nucleotides. The record is from the annotation of a GenBank genome assembly. NCBI's taxonomy places the organism in Eukaryota, Metazoa, Rotifera, Eurotatoria, Philodinida, Philodinidae.